CUGAAUAGAAACAAUUUAUUAACCUCCUUAGCGGUAUUCCCGAGUGUAGCUCGGGGUAAAAUUUCAAUACCAAGAGCGGUAACCCCGAGCUACACUCGGGCUUACCAUGCGGCGUUGCUCAGGGGGUCCCUGCAGAACUUACCUUGUCUUUCGCUCCCGCGAUGUGUCCCCUGCAGCGUCCCCGGCCAUCUCCUCCGGCCGAUGCCGGCAUCCGGCUUUUUUUGUUACGGUCCCUGUGACGUCGGGACGUACGGGCGCCGGAACCGGCGGGAAAUUUGAAAUUUUUAAAAAAAUGUAUUUUUUUCCCAAAAAAAAAUACUAAUUUUUAAAAACUGCAUUUCAGUUUC
Messenger RNA from Staurois parvus, 347 nucleotides. The record is from the annotation of a GenBank genome assembly. NCBI's taxonomy places the organism in Eukaryota, Metazoa, Chordata, Amphibia, Anura, Ranidae.